This is a messenger RNA of Spea bombifrons (plains spadefoot toad), 1369 nucleotides long. RefSeq names its product peroxisomal biogenesis factor 3 (gene PEX3). The transcript has 13 exons. The coding region runs from base 79 to 1188 and encodes 369 amino acids. Gene Ontology annotation, cellular component: peroxisomal membrane. Gene Ontology annotation, molecular function: protein-macromolecule adaptor activity. The record is from RefSeq and is a predicted model, not a curated record. Gene Ontology annotation, biological process: protein import into peroxisome membrane. NCBI's taxonomy places the organism in Eukaryota, Metazoa, Chordata, Amphibia, Anura, Pelobatidae.
GGAAGUGGGUGUCGGGGGAAUUUAUUUUUUAUUUUUUAAAGCGUACAGCGAAGGCAGAAGGGAAAUUGAGAGCUGAAGAUGCAGUCUGUAUGGAACUUCGUGAAGCGACAUAAGAGGAAGAUCAUUUUCUUUGGUGCAUUUGUGGGAGGUGUCUAUCUUCUUGGAAAGUAUGCUGAAAAGAAAAUCAGAGAGAUUCAAGACAGAGAAGCAGCUGAAUGUAUUGCACAGGCACGGAAACAGCACCAUUUUGAAAGCAACCAGCGGACAUGCAACAUGACAGUUUUAUCAAUGCUGCCAGCACUGAGGGAGGCUUUGAUGCUACAACUGAAUUCUGAGAGUUUAACCAGCUUGCUGAAAAACAGGCCUGCAAACAAAAUUGAAAUAUGGGAGGAUCUGAAAAUUCUGAGUUUCACCAGAAGCAUAGUUGCUGUUUACAGUACGUGCAUGCUUGUUUUACUCCUUCGUGUUCAGCUGAAUAUUCUUGGUGGAUAUAUCUAUCUGGAUAAUUCCUUGGUGGGAAAACAUGGCACUGCAGUUCAAGCUUCCCCUGAGGUGCAACAACAAUAUCUGUCCAGUAUCCAACACCUCCUUGGAGAUGGUCUGACUGAGCUGAUAACAACAGUGAAACAAGCUGUCCAGAAAGAGCUUGGCAGCUUGUCUCUGAAACACUCCGUCUCUCUCAUUGAGUUGGAACAGAAAAUCAAUGACAUUCGAAAGCAAAUAGAAGAAGACACAAAACCUCUGGGUCAGCAAGAAGUGGACUGCAAGUCAAAGUUAUGUCGCUAUAUGAUGCCAGAUGAUGAGACUCCAUUAAACUCUCAGGCAUUUGGGCUGACAGAAAAAGAUGCCACAACAAUAAGACUACUGAAUGAAACUCGUGACAUGCUUGAAAGCAAAGACUUCAACACAGUAUUGAACUCAUGCUUGAGUCAAGGUUUUAUAAGGCUUCUUGGCAGCAUUGCAGACUUCUUUCAACCUAAUCAGCGAGAAGUGAACCAGAUCAGCCCAGUGAACAGCAUUGGUCUGCCUCUAGCCAAAAUUAUUCCAAUAGUAAAUGGACAAAUACACUCCAUAUGCAGUGAAAUGCCUAAUCACUUUAUUCAGGACCUUUUGCUUAUGGAGCAAGUGAAAGACUUUGCUGCCAAUGUGUAUGAGGCUUUCAGCACACCACAGCAACUAGAAAAAUAAUGGAUAACACAUCUUUUAAUAAAUAUCCGGGACAUCAAUGUUAACAAAGUGCAUAUGGCAUUUCUUUUCAUUCAAGCAAUGCAAGAUGUUUCUGUCCUGACCUGAAGAUUCGGGAGUCAUUUGCUUCAUGUUAUUUCAUUUAGGUUUUAUUAUACAAUAAACUUGUGCAAUUUCAAAAGCA